AUGAGUUGCCAACCUUUUACUUCGGCUGAUACCUUUAUACCUCUGAAUUCUGAGUCUUCUGCAACUCUGCCUCUGAUAAUGCAUCACAGCGCUGCCGAGUGCCUACCUGUCUCCAACCACGCCACCAACGUGAUGUCCACAGUCCCGUCUAUUUUGUCUUUGAUCCAAACUCCUAAAUGUUUGUGCACAUAUUUCUUGGUGACAACAUUGGGAACCACAGCAACAGGACUUCAUUAUUCUGUUCCUUCCUGUCAUUAUGGAAACCAGUCAUCGACCUAUGGAGUGAUGGCAGGGAGCUUAGCCCCUUGUCUUUAUAAGUUUCCCGACCACACCUUGAGUCAUGGCUUUCCUCCCAUGCACCAGCCUCUCCUGGCAGAGGACCUCACAGCCGCUGAUUUCAAGCAGGAGCUCAGGCGGAAAAGCAAGUUGGCUGAAGAGCCAAUAGACAUGGAUUCUCCAGAAAUCCGAGAACUUGAAAAGUUUGCCAAUGAAUUUAAAGUGAGAAGAAUUAAACUAGGAUACACCCAAACAAAUGUUGGGGAAGCCCUGGCAGCUGUGCAUGGCUCUGAAUUCAGUCAAACAACUAUCUGCCGAUUUGAAAACUUGCAGCUCAGCUUCAAAAAUGCAUGCAAACUGAAAGCAAUAUUAUCCAAAUGGCUGGAGGAAGCCGAGCAAGUAGGAGCUUUAUACAAUGAGAAAGUGGGUGCAAAUGAAAGAAAAAGGAAACGGAGAACAACUAUCAGUAUUGCUGCUAAAGACGCUCUGGAGAGACACUUUGGAGAACAGAAUAAACCUUCCUCUCAAGAGAUCUUGCGGAUGGCUGAAGAACUGAACUUGGAGAAAGAAGUAGUGAGGGUUUGGUUUUGCAACCGAAGGCAGAGAGAAAAACGGGUGAAAACAAGUCUGAAUCAGAGUUUAUUUACUAUUUCUAAGGAGCAUCUUGAAUGCAGAUAA
Molecule: messenger RNA, 954 nt
Organism: Balaenoptera ricei (Rice's whale)
Lineage: Eukaryota; Metazoa; Chordata; Mammalia; Artiodactyla; Balaenopteridae
Gene: POU1F1
Product: POU class 1 homeobox 1
Exons: 6
Coding region: 1-954 (317 amino acids)
Biological process (GO): regulation of transcription by RNA polymerase II
Molecular function (GO): DNA-binding transcription factor activity, RNA polymerase II-specific; RNA polymerase II cis-regulatory region sequence-specific DNA binding
Source: RefSeq, a predicted model, not a curated record